Messenger RNA from Candida dubliniensis CD36, 1542 nucleotides. RefSeq names its product Agp3p (gene AGP3). The transcript has a single exon. Gene Ontology annotation, molecular function: amino acid transmembrane transporter activity. Gene Ontology annotation, cellular component: membrane. The coding region runs from base 1 to 1542 and encodes 513 amino acids. Lineage: Eukaryota; Fungi; Ascomycota; Pichiomycetes; Serinales; Debaryomycetaceae. Gene Ontology annotation, biological process: amino acid transmembrane transport. The record is from RefSeq and is a predicted model, not a curated record.
AUGUCUAUCCCGACUAAAAACUUGGAACUGAUACGGUCACAAGAACUAGAUAGUGACCAAUCGAUAUCGUACGACUCGACCACUGGUCUUAAACAUGGAUUAAAAGAUCGACAUCUAAGUUUAAUUGCUCUUGCUGGAAUCAUUGGGCCUGGUAUCAUGAUCGGGGCAAGUUUGGCCUUGGCUUCUGGUCCUGCAGCAUUAUUGUUAGGGUUUGGAAUCAUUGGUAUAGUUGCAUUUUGUAUGAUGCAAAGUCUUGGUGAAAUCGCCACCAUGUACCCAACCGGAGCAACAUUUUCCACCUUGGGAGCAAAAUUCGUUGAUUAUUCUUGGGGUGGUGCUGUUGGUUGGAAUUAUGUUAUUAUUUGGAUAGCUGUUUUGGCUAAUGAGUACAACACUACGGCUUCUGUAUUACAAUUUUGGGGACCGCAAGUGCCUCUUUAUGGAUAUGUAUUAAUAUUAUGGGCUGUGUUUACUGCUUUCCAAUUUUUGGGAGUUUCAGUAUGGGGAGAAUUUGAGUUUUGGUUAGCAUUAAUAAAAAUUGUCGGAUUAGUUACAUUCUAUAUAUUUUCCAUUGUUUAUUGUGCUGGUGGGGUUAAGGGAACUAAAGCAUUUGGUUUCCAUUAUUGGAAUGACCCAGGAGCUUUUGCUAAUGGGUUUAAAUCGUUUGUUUCAACAUUAACUUUUGCCAGUACUUUCUAUUCUGGUUGUGAAGUGACAGCAAUCGCUGCUUCAGAAGCUAAAAAUCCAAGUCGAGCAUUACCCAAAGCCAUUAGACAAACGUUCUGGAGAAUAUUGAUUGUCUACAUUGGAAUUGCCAUUAGUUAUGGUUUGACCGUUCCAUAUGAUGAUCCAAGGUUAUCAAAAGGUUCCAAAACUUUGAAAUCACCAAUGACAAUUGCCAUUCAAAGAGCAGGAUGGGAUGGGGGUGCUCAUUUGAUCAAUGCCUUUAUUAUUGUUGUCUGUAUCCUGGCUAUUAGUUCGUCAAUUUACACUGGUUCCAGAUCUAUGGUCAAUUUGGCAAACGAAGGAUGUGCUCCAAGUAUACUCAAACGAGUAAAUGGCCAAGGUGUUCCCUAUGCCGCAGUUAUUUUAAUGAGUACCUUAGGGUUAAUCUCGUUAAUGAAUCAAAGCACCGGUGCUGCCAAUGCUUAUCAGUACAUUGUUAAUCUUUCUGGUGUUGCCGUGUUCAUUGUGUGGGGUAACGUUUGCUUUUAUCAUAUUCGGUUCAGACAGGCCAUGAAAUUACAAGGUCGGUCAUUGGAUGAGAUACCAUUCAAAGGAUUGUUGUACCCUUAUUUGCCAAUACUAGGUCUUGUAUUAAAUGUUUUUUUGGCUUUAAUUCAAGGUUGGUCCUAUUUCAAGCCGUUUGAUGCUGGAAAUUGGGUUGAUGCAUACGUGUUGUUGCCAUUUUUCUUUGUGUUAUAUUUUGGGUUUAAACUUUGGCAUAAAUCGAAAUGGGUGAAUUUGCGAGAAGUUGAUUUAGAUGAAGGUAGAAGAGAAGACGAUGAAAAGGGAGUAGACAGCAACAAAUGGAUGAUAUAA